GUCUGGCCGUGGCCAUCCCCAGUUCUCCGCCGAGCAAUCAUCCCGGCUCUGGGGGAGAAUGGCCGAGUGCACGGAAGCAGUGGGGAACAGGGGAAGCAUUUGCACCCCGUUCCUCUGACUGCAAAUUCACCGCCUCCCUCCAGCCUGAGGGGGGGAGGGGCUGGGGCUGUCCUUGAAGGGGCUUGAGCUAUCUCUGGCCCAUUCCUUCCUCGUCUCAUCCCGCUGAGGCUCCGAGCGGACCGAGGGUGCGGGUCCGCCCGCCUGUGCGUGCCCCCAUACUGGAGAGAGGAGGAGGAGAGGGGGCUGAGAGCUGGGCUCCAGGAAGACGCCCUGCUGGCCAAGGUCAGAACAUGAAGCUGGCCAUCAGAAAUAGACCACCACCCUCUGUCUAAAGGACUCUCCUUGGAGGACCAAGCCAGCAUCCAUGCAGCACUGACCCUGGAGGACGGACCGCAGGCGGACGCGUGGGACCCAGCACCACGGUCCGUGCUGCCCUGCGUUGGUACUGAGGGCAUUUCCUUGGUUGUGUUGGCAGCAUGCCUUCCUUGACAAAAGUCCCAACUGUGCCACCAGAGGAGAAGCUCAAGGGGAAAUCUCCUGCCCCUGAGGACAAGCCCAAGGGGAAAUCCUUGUUUGGCCUGGGCUCCCUCAUUGGGAAUCGGAGUGAGAAAAUUGUCAUUGCGAGAAGCGAUAGCGCCCCCGAUGAGAAUGUCCUGAAGAUCACCAUCACAGAGACCACGGUCAUCGAGUCAGACUCAGGCAUAUGGAAUUCACACGCUCUCCUCUACCUCACCCUGUGGUUCUUCUUCAGCUUUUGUACUCUCUUUCUCAACAAGUACAUCUUGUCCCUGUUGGAAGGCGAGCCCAGCAUGCUGGGAGCCGUGCAGAUGUUUUCCACCACAGUGAUUGGCUGUAUUAAGAUCUUUGUUCCAUGCUGUUUAUAUCAGCACAAAGCACGCCUGUCCUAUCCAUCUAAUUUCAUCAUGAUAAUGAUAUUUGUUGGACUAAUGAGAUUUGCGACGGUGGUCUUGGGGCUGGUUAGCUUGAAAAAUGUGGCUGUCUCGUUUGCUGAAACGGUGAAAAGCUCGGCUCCUAUCUUUACGGUCAUCAUGUCCAGGAUGAUUUUAGGAGAAUACACUGGACUGCUGGUGAAUCUAUCCCUUAUCCCCGUCAUGGGUGGGCUCGCGCUCUGCACAGCUACUGAAAUCAGCUUCAACGUCCUGGGGUUCUCUGCAGCCUUGUCCACUAACAUCAUGGACUGUUUGCAAAAUGUAUUUUCCAAAAAGCUGCUCAGUGGGGAUAAAUACAGGUUUUCUGCCCCAGAACUUCAGUUCUAUACCAGUGCUGCUGCUGUGGUCAUGCUCAUUCCAGCUUGGAUCUUUUUCAUGGAUAUGCCAGUGAUUGGAAAGAGUGGAAAAAGUUUCCAUUACAAUCAAGAUGUCAUCUUGCUGCUUCUCAUGGAUGGCGUCUUGUUCCACCUUCAGAGUGUCACAGCCUAUGCCUUGAUGGGAAAGAUCUCCCCUGUCACUUUCAGCGUGGCCAGCACAGUGAAGCAUGCGCUGUCAGUCUGGCUGAGUAUUAUUGUGUUUGGGAACAAGAUCACCAGCCUGUCAGCCAUUGGGACGGUUCUGGUGACCAUCGGCGUGCUGCUCUACAACAAAGCCAAGCAGCAUCAACAGGAGGCCAUGCAGAGCUUCGCUGUGACUGCCAGUCCCACCUCCCCUGAGGACACGGAACCACUGAUCACCAAGGACUCCAAGCCGUACAACUGACCCUAGUCUGCCAUCCUGCCCACCAGCGUCCAGCCCUGGUGUCUCGUGGGAGCUGCUCUUUCCUCACUGUUGAUGUGCAGAUGGGGACUGGGGAGGGGGCAGGCAAGGCAGCUGGAAUGUGAGGAAGCCACAUGCUCCGAUGCAAGAGGCGUGUACUUCUCCUGACACGAGAACCACGGCAGGACGUGAUACAGGGCAAGAGACCUGAGCGUCAGCACCCUGGAGAGGGGCAGCUUCAACUCAGUACUGUCCCCAAAGUAAUGUGAAACAAACAACGCCCUGCCACUGCCUUUGAACUUCUGCUGGGGGCUGGAAUGGGGUGCCAUACAGAAAACAAGCGCCAUCGCCCCGCUUCCGUGGAAGCAGCCCAGGGCUUCCUGGGGAUGAUGAUGGGGACCCGUGGAAACAGAGCUGGAGAUCCAGGUGCCCAGGUGAAUGUUCCCUGCAACUACUGCCCAUGGGAAUCACCGAACUUCCCCAUCACAGAAAACAGAGAAUCCAGGAGAGGCUUGAGUCCUCUGAUUCCUUCACGUCCUUAAGUGGAAAAGAAACCGAGACUGACAAAUCUCAUAGAUGAUCACCCCGGGGGGGUUCACGACAUUUCUUUUUCCUUCAGAAUCUGCGAUAAGCCUUCAGCCCAAAAGGAUGCCGCCAGCGCUGCUGAUGGGCCAGCAAUAGCAAAGCUGGUUGUGCCGGGGACCACAGGUUUGCUGAGGUAACAGUGGCUCUCUGUGGAACGUGGCAGUGGACACAUGUUGACACAUACCUUACCCACCCUUUUUCCACUGGCUCUAAAGGGGAAGAUUGGGGGCAGGGACCCAGAGUGGGGUCCCUGCUGUCAGUACCUCCACAUUUUGCCUUUUUUUAAAAAUUUCACAACCUGUGUAUUAAAACAACAACCAACCAACCAGUGAUAUGUCACAGCGUGAAAUAUUUAGAAAAAGGGGUCAUUUCACAGGCUUACUUUAAAUUAUGGAGUGCAAUAAGUCCCUCCCCUGACCCCCUCGCCCCAAGCUCUUUAGAAAAUAGUGUUGUCCUCUCAUGCCGAAGGGGUUUCCCUUCACACCCUCUUUGCCAGCCAUGCCCACCUGAUUAUUAAUGCCAGCUGCCCCUGCCUCUCGAUGCUGUGGGUGAGGAGUAGAACAUCAACUGACGGUUAAUUCCCUGCACUGGCUGAUUUAAAACAGAAUGUCUCCUACCUUGUAAUUGUUUGGGAUCUUCUUUUUGUUUUUCAGUUUAGUGUAAUAUAGCUCUAAUGCUGGGUGGUUUCUUUCUUUCUUAGCAUUGAUGGGGUUAAAACUGCAGCUCCCUGCCCCCUUCCCCACCUUUGCCACUCAUUGACUUUAUGAAGAUUUUAAUUUUCUUUUUCUACAUAAGUUGAUGAGUAGAGAAAGAAAGCUGGUAAAAGGUGUUAGUGUUUACAUUUUUGGUUAAAAUAAACUGUUUAAAAUGAUACUGUACUUAAAAAACCCCAUCUAACAAUGGAUAGAUGGGGUUUAGAGCAGAUUUCAGGGAAUAAAAAACUGUGCUCUGUGGGUAAAGCUAGAAUCUUAACUAACAGCUUGUCUUACUCCUGUAGCUCCGAGUGGCCUAAGGAAGGACCCCAACCUCUCAUGCGAUUCCCUUCUGUUUAUGAGGUGGCCCCAUCUUAGAACAUCUUGUCUAAAAAGUCUGCGCCAUGAACCAGAAGUUUCAGAAAUUGGUUCAGUAUUCCACCACCUCCCCUGAUGGUGCCUUUCCUAGUGUCUGUUGACAUCCCUGGAGCUGUUUGUAAGUUGAAUUGUCAGAGAGAGACAGAUGAAGUUACUUUGGAAUGGGGUGGUGGGGAGAGAAUUGACCUCUUUUCCAUAACCUGACCUUAAUGAGCUUGGGAGGGGGGGCAUUGGAUGGGGAGGUGGGAGUGGCAGAAGUGUUGGCAAUGUGUAUUAUUGUAGCACUUUUUAAAAAAAAUAUUCUUCAGAUUGAAGUUUUGGGUUUUGAUGAUGGUGUAAAGUGGCAUUCUGUCCCCAUUUUUAACCUGGGAAAGGAAUGGGGAAAGGGAUUUCCCAUAAUGUGAGUUUUUAGGUUUCUCAUGCU
Molecule: messenger RNA, 3848 nt
Organism: Phascolarctos cinereus (koala)
Lineage: Eukaryota; Metazoa; Chordata; Mammalia; Diprotodontia; Phascolarctidae
Gene: SLC35E2B
Product: solute carrier family 35 member E2B
Source: RefSeq, a predicted model, not a curated record